Messenger RNA from Drosophila mojavensis, 1229 nucleotides. RefSeq lists its product as uncharacterized. The record is from RefSeq and is a predicted model, not a curated record. NCBI's taxonomy places the organism in Eukaryota, Metazoa, Arthropoda, Insecta, Diptera, Drosophilidae. Bases 242 to 862 code for a protein of 206 amino acids. The transcript has 4 exons.
GUUCAGUCUUUAAACGGAACUCAUCGUGAGCGCACGCGCAAAAACUUUCCGGGCUUAGAGUUCGGGAAUGAUCGAACAGUGUUUUAUGUUUAAAUAAUUGGAAGCUAAAUAUCCCAAAGCUUACUCACCUAGCUAAUAAUCAGCUGACGCACCUGACUGAAUAUUAUUUAAUUUACGAGCGAGUGAUAAGCGAAUUAAUUAACGAUUGAUAAAAAAAAGUUUUCAGACAAGUCAAACGAAAAUGCGUGUCAGCAGCGGUAAUACAUUCUGCAGUCUCUUGCUUUUGGCGCUUCUGACGACGGGUUUCUCUCAUGCCAAACCCUUGGAAGAACCGAAGAAAACUGACACCGAGCUAAGUGAUUCGAAUGGGCAGGCAGCCAAAAAUAAAACAGCUGUCAGCGCUGGCGAGGAGCUAAAAACUGCAACGAAUUUGGCGCUUGCUGGCAACUAUAAAUACGACGUGGAAAUACUUGAGUCUGGCGACAACGAGGAUGAGGAUCGGGAUAGCAGCGAGGAGCUGGAGGAGCGUUUCAAGGGCCACGGCAUAUUUAACACGGACACCGAUACUUUCAUAGCUGAAAAUAUUGAGAUGACGCCCGUGAAUGUGGAGUCGAGUGCCAUUAGCGAGAGCCACAUGCUGCUAAGCAUUGUAUUGGUCGUCGUGGCUUUGGUCUCGGUGUGUCUAUACGCCGGACUCGUUAUAUGGAGAUCGCACCUGGAGCAACGCUAUGGCAUGCGCGAGAGACUCGUUAAUCGAGAUGUGGACGAGGAGGGCGUUGACGACCCGGACUUUCAUGUGACAUAUCCUCACACACUGAGCCCCUACGCGCCAACAACAACGACAGCUACGACGCGAUCGUAGUCUGAUGUGGAUAUUUGUGUAGGAUGAGAUUCAUUAGCGCUUAAUUAUAUUUUAAAUUGCACUUGAUAGCGUCGCCUGCAUUCAAACACCUGUGCGUGUGUGAGUGAGAGGUGAACGAGGGUUUUGUGUGCAUUGUCAAUUAACUAACACAUACAUAAUCGCGCAUUAAAUAACAAUACUAAAGUUCAUCUUAGAAUAUGAGGGUCGCUGAACUGUAAAAAGUUUUCACCCGCAGUUGGACAUGCCAAUUAGUUUUAAGCUUCUGUGAUAUUGUUCUAGAGACUCUUUUUAUAUUAACAUCAUGCUCAGAGUCAGAAACUAAAGUAUUUAAUAAAAAAAAAAAAAAAACAUAAAUUUUAAAAAGGUG